Molecule: messenger RNA, 2142 nt
Organism: Danaus plexippus (monarch butterfly)
Lineage: Eukaryota; Metazoa; Arthropoda; Insecta; Lepidoptera; Nymphalidae
Product: FAST kinase domain-containing protein 5, mitochondrial
Exons: 3
Coding region: 203-2134 (643 amino acids)
Biological process (GO): regulation of mitochondrial mRNA stability
Source: RefSeq, a predicted model, not a curated record
CUCUGUCUCCGUCAUAUUGAUAUGUGUGCUAAGUUGGUUCAUGAAAGUUCAAAUUAUUCAAUUCUGACUGUAUUUAAUAGCACAAUAUGAAACAAUGUUAUACUUAUGAAAUUACAUAAAUGUUCUGCUUGGAGGCUAUAAUUAAAACUUGUAUGUAUUAAAUUAAUAAGACUAUAUAGAGGUUAUCCAUAACUAUACAAACAUGAAUAUAAUGCGGACAUUAUCUGUAACAAGAAAAAUUAAAAGUAGGUUUUCUAUAAAAGAAUUAAAUUUCAUGAAUACUGGAAAUUAUAAGGCAAUAAGAACAAUUCAAUCCACACCAAAAUUAUACUUGAAAAUAUUCUUAGAAACUGAAAAUAAAUAUGCUUAUAAUAUAAUGGAAAAUAAUGGUUAUGCAAGGAAAAUAGACAUUGAUGAAGAUAACUUACAAUAUGUGCCUAAAGAAUAUUUUUCCAACAUAAUGUCAAAGAAUUUUAGUACAGAAGAUCCUCAUAACAUUUUUAACAUUUUUGCAAAUCUAGGUGUGUACUGCACAGAAAAUAAUCUGUGUAUUUCAAAUGAACAAUUUGAUAAUUUUAUCGACAAUUUAACUGACAAUAUAAAAUUUGCUAGUGAUGAUGAAUUAAGAUCAUUGUUUUUUUCUCUUACAAAAUGGCCCCAAACUAAUUCAAUAAGAACAAGGAAUUUCAUAGAAGUAUGGGCUGCUUUGGAUGAUGAAUGUUUUAAAAGAAUACACAAGUGGUCUUAUGAUGAAAUGCUUUCGUUUGUUUCUUUAUUCUAUAUGUUAAAUGUAAUAAAGUAUAGUGAUUUUUGUACGAAGGUUCUAAAUAAAAUUGCCACUAAAUGUAAAAAUCUCAAAAAAAGCCAUGUAGUUCAGUGUUUGUUUUUUACUGGAACAAUAAGAAGAUCCCCAAUAGACAUGCAUUUCCUUGAAGUUUAUGUGGAGAAUCACUUUACAGAAUUUAGUACAGAUGAACUGGCGGUCCUUGCCAUGGGGUUUUUUAAAAGCAGUACUCCGAUUAGAAGUAUGACAUUAAUAUCUAAGAUAAUUGAUAGAAUAAUUGAAAAUUCUAAGAAUAUACAUGAGAUUUCACUUGCUGCUUUGUUAAAAAUAAUAAGAUACUCAAUUAAAAUACCCAUUGAUAAUAAAUUAUUUGAUAUGUUAGAACAUUUACAGCAUGAGUGUGACAGAAUGUCCAUUAUGUGUAAUGUUCAGUUAGCCUUAGUUGGAACUUCAUCUUUAACUCUGCAUGAGAAUUGCCUCAAUCAAAUAGCUAAAAGGGUGAUAAAAUCAAUUUCCGAAACAAGAAUAAAAGAUCUGGAAAGAUUAGUUCUCACUUAUGGAACUUUUAAUUACAUACCUGAAACUGAAGAGAAUUUUUUUGGCAAAGUUAUAGAAGAGUUACGGAAACCAGAAAGGAAUGAAGAAAUUAUGAAGUAUGGCCGGUCAUUUUCUGCUUGUGUGGCAUUUCUAGGGCUUUUACAAAUAUUCCCAGUGGAUCUUAUAAAAAGGGUUCUAAGCCGGGAAUUCCUAAACAAUACUUAUGGUGGAAAUUUUUAUAGCUAUGGAAGGGAGAUUUUAACAAUUCAUGAUAUAGCCAAACUUUUUAUAGAAGAUGAAGUUAGCGUUUUGACUGACAAACAAGUGAUAGCAUUGGCUAAAAAAUAUACAGACUAUGUGCCAUGUGAAACAUACCAAAAGCAGUAUAAUAUAACUGAAAGAAUGUUUUUAGACAUCAAAAGAGUGUUACAGGAAGACCGAGGCGGAAAAGAUUAUGUUACUGGAUUUCAUGUUAUUCCACAUCAUCAAAGAGGAGAUUUAAUUCUAUGCAAUAACAGCGAAGGUGCCCCUGUGUCAGUGAAAGAUGUGUUCUAUGGGAAACAGUUUGGUCUUCUUCAUAAAGCACCGAGUCCCAAUCAUUGGAUUGUUCUUAUUGUGGCUGGCAGAAAUUCUAUGAUUCAAAACUCCAACAGAGCAAGUGGUCCAUUCAAUAUAAAAAUAAAAGAAUUGAAUACACUGGGAUAUUAUGCCAAUAUAGUAAAAUGGAACACUUAUAGCAACCUUAAAACUGACAAAGAAAAAAUUAUAUAUCUUAAUAAUUUAAUUGAAGAAGCAUUAAAAUCCAAGUUAUGAAUUUAAUA